Molecule: messenger RNA, 5047 nt
Organism: Oreochromis aureus
Lineage: Eukaryota; Metazoa; Chordata; Actinopteri; Cichliformes; Cichlidae
Product: immunoglobulin-like domain-containing receptor 2
Exons: 10
Coding region: 16-2271 (751 amino acids)
Biological process (GO): pancreas development
Cellular component (GO): membrane
Source: RefSeq, a predicted model, not a curated record
UUAAGUGCCAGUUAAAUGGAGCCUGGAUACCGUUCAGGGGCGAGAAGGAGGCGAAGAGAAGGCGGCACUGGUCAGAAAACAGUUACGAAAUUCAACUCCAGGAUUUGGAAUAUGUUUCCCUCCCAUAAGUGCUGGAUUGUUACUGUUUUUCUGGCAGGUGUCUUCCCUCCAUCCAGCUCCGGCGUCCAAGUGUUUGUGAGAGACGAGAAGAAGUAUGCAGUGCUGUUCCAGUCAGUGGUUCUGCCGUGCCAGUACACCACCGUGUCCUACCAAACCGCCGUGGUGCAGUGGGUCUACAAGUCGUACUGCCGUGACCGCACCAGGGAUUCAUUUAGCUUUCCCGACAACUUGGGCGGAGGCCUGGGUGGGGGAGGGCUGACAAGCGGAACGGGAGGAAUCAGCGGAGGGUACGAGAAGGGGAUGGCAGCCAGCUACCUCGACUGCUCUGACAACAGUCGGACCGUCCGAACUGUUGCUUCCAUCUCUGGUUCCUCGGUCACAUUGUCAGAGUACUACAAGAACAGAGAUAUCUCCAUCAUCAACAAGGCUGACCUGAAGAUAGGAGAGGUCCAGUGGGGAGACAGUGGAGUAUACAUCUGCAAAGUGGUCAUAUCUGAUGAUCUGGAGGGACAGAACGAAGCAUCUGUGGAGCUUUUGGUUCUUGGUUUCUCAGGUGUUCCUGAAGACCUCCUGCCAGACUUUGAUUUGAAGAUAAUGCCAGAGUGGGUGUUUGUGGUGGCAGUGGCACUUGGCAGUGUGUUAUUCCUGCUCUUGAUUGGAGUUUGUUGGUGUCAGUGUUGUCCUCACUCCUGCUGCUGCUACGUCAGCUGCUGGUGCUGCCCCGACACGUGCUGCUGCCCCAGGCAUUUGUAUGAGGCAGGAAAAGGUAUAAAGACAACCACCUCCUCCCCUCAGACACCUCCCUACCCACCGUAUUUCGUGUCUGGUGUCCCAACCAUGGUCCCAAUUGCUCCUCCCUCUCUGGUGGACAAGAUAUCUUCAGUCCCCGGCUCAGAUGGGACUCUACUCACAGCAGUGCCCAUGCACGCUGUAGGGGUUCCCUACCGGGUGCCUUCACCUCAGGAUCAGGAUUCUCUCAGGGUGCUACAGUAUGUAGAGAAACAGCUGGCUCACUUCAACCCUGCCAGGUCCACCAGCCACCAGUCCUGUGCCCUGUCUGAACUGAGCUCCCUCCAUGAGGGAGAAAGUGGCUUCCGCCAAACAUAUCGCAACAUCCAGAAGAACGCUCUGCCAGCCAUCCCUGAUCACGACACUCAGCCUGAACCUCAGCGCUACCGUGAAAACCGCAGUCCAGAGCCACAGAGUUACCGGGAUAAUCCCCCAUCUCCCCACCAUUAUCGUGAUGACCCUGACCCAGAGCCCCGCCACGUCCGGGACGAGCCUCUUCCUCCGCGGCGAUACAGCGAUGACCCUCCAUCUUCGUCUCAGUCGCGCAGGCCCGGCCGGAAUCAGCGGCAACAAAAUCACAACAAUGAGGAAAACCACAACAGGUGGAACCCUCGCUCAGAACACCUUCACAGAAAAACAUACCGAACUGCAGGGCGAACCGGCUCAUUGGACGAGCUGGAGGAGUUUGCCGCUUGUUACAAGCAGAGAGGAGGCAGAGGGGCAGAGAGGAGGGACGAAGAACAGCGAGAGUAUGAGAUGGAGCAUCUGGAGUACAGCCGAUACCCUUCUCACCGAGAUGCCCCACCGCAGCAUUAUCACAGUAAUGAAAAUGACGUUGAGGACAUCAGCGACCGUGAAGAGCAACCCAGGCGGAUCAAGAAAAACAGACAUGACAUCAGCCCACUACCUUCACCCAAAAAGAGGAGGGACACGUCAGACAGAGAGCGUGCUGUCCCACCACCUCCCACAGCAGGUCCACCUUCGACUUCUUCUCAAGAGAAGGACUAUGAUGCCACCUUCCUCAACAGCCUGCUGGAGCGUAAAGCUAAGUUGCGAGGGGUUACCCAGGGGAGGACUGGGGCUCGGGGCAAUGAAGAUUCAGACACACCCUCGAAGAGCAGCCUGAAAAAGAGCAGCGGAGAAUCCAGUCAGCACUGCAGUCGCUCGCCUAGUAACAGGCCCGACGCAGAUUUGCUGCCUCCUCACACUGAGACAGAGCGAGUAAGAACUGACAGGUCGUCUCCAGGAAACACUCACUCCCCUCAGCCGCCCGUUCAUUCCUUAGCGAGUCACAGAGAGGAUCCCAGAAACAAGUCCAGGAAAGUGAGCACUCUCCUCAGCCGAGACUCCCUUAUCGUCUGAUGGACUUCAGUCUUCAGUACAGACUGGAAUCGUCGUGCAGCCUUGAUGCUCUACAGGAACUGCUUGUCAGCUGAUAAAAGAUGACGAACUUGGAUUCAUAAAGAUAACGUCAAGGACAGCAGACUGUGGGAGAGCUGAAUCAGUACUGAUGAGUGAAGACGAGGACAGCAGAGGCACCCGAGAUUUUUACUCAGCUGUUCUGCUUAUGAUGUCAUGGUGAAGUCACUGGCUGUGUGUUAUGUGGACUAAGACUGAGCUAAUGCGUGCAGGGAGUAUGACCUGGACCGUUCCUGCAAGCAGUGCGCUGUUGGUCUCCCCUUGUUACUGUCAGAAAAGGCUCUGAAGCAGAGAGAUUUACAUUACAUUUUCAACACAAUGCCUGCAUUCAUUUCCAUCUUAUGAGUUACGUGAAUGAAAAAAGAACCGCUGUAGAAUUGAGGGUGUAUGACAACGCUGUUAUUGUGAAGAACAGCUAUGUCACCUUCUGUGUCAUUCAGUAGUGUAUUCAGGGACUAAGGCACCUUAGUCAGAAAGCUUCUUCAGCAGUAAUCAGUAUUACCAAAUGUUUACACUUAUUUAUUUUAUGGGACAGUUGACAUGAAUGAAACAACAGUGGUUAUGCGUCAGAGGUCAACAGAGCUCUGACAGAGCUAAUGUGGAUCCAUCAUCUGAAUACAACUAAAAUGACCAAAGGAGCUAAAGCUUUUUUGACUUACGAUAGGAGAAAUGAGACAAUGCUGACAAUGUGACACAACACCAGCAAUCUGAAACAAAACAAAACAAACUAUUAAAGACCGUCAACAAGUUGCCCCGUAGUAGCUCAAAUGUAAAAGUAACAAAUGCUAUAAACACUUUAGCUUCCCUCUCAUCAGAGCUGAGAUAAACACACUGUUCAGCACCAGAUCAAUUAGAGGCACAGUUAGUGAUUAGAUGCUGGACAGGUUCUCUCAGAAGUCAAAGAGUAACAAAGCAGAGCUACACGAGGAGAAUAUCUAACAUAAAUUCAUUAUUUAGGUAAAAACACAACUCCAAAUGAAUGGUAACUUCUUGUGGUAACUUCGAGUGACAUAGUCACUUAUACGAAUGAGGUUUAUAAUAUACGGUUUAAUUCCAUGUAGCAACAUGUAUCAGCUAGAAACAUCUGAAUUGAUUAAGUUUUGCAUGUCUACUAUUAAAAGUUUAUAGCAACAGGAUACCUCAGAAUGAGCCUUUUGUAGGUGGUUACAAAUUUGAGCAUUAAGCUGCCUGAAUAUAAUCUGUAAAUGACCUAAUAUGACAGAAAUCUAUGCAUUUUUAAACAUUUUAAAAUACCUGUUAAGUCUGGAUAAAAAGAUAAAGCUGCAAUGACGCAGCACUAAAGUAAUGAAGGUGUGGAUUAACUUUGCCUAUACUGACCUCUGACCCACAUUUGCUGCAGCAUUAGCAGCAGUGAUGCAGUUAACUCCAGAACACUAAUGUGCAGUUUUCUAACACUAUCACUAAUGUCAGGUAUAUAUUUACCUGAUUUAAUAUAUGCGAUAAAACAUGCUUCCCAUCAAAAUAUUUUAAUGUACAACAAUACAUGACAAACUGAAACGGUAUGAAAGUAGUGAAAAAUUAUCGAAUCGUUAAUGACACCCCCCCCCCAAAAAAAAUUCCAUUGGAUAUUCCUUUUGUUUGUGGCUUGAAAAUCACCCCACAUUAGUGUUAUAGAUUUACUCUUAGGUCAGGAUUAUUAUGCGACAGUAACAUUACUUUGUGGAGCUUUCCCUCCUCUAUUAGAAACAUGUUACGAUUUAUAACUAAAAGUUACAUUUUGUAUUAUCUGUAAACAUUUAAAGGUAUUGAACUGCAACUUGCCUUUGAAAGAUUUUUCUACUACACUUUUGUACGGGACUAUUUAUGCACAUGGUGUGUUUGUUUUUAAAAUUUGUAAAUGAUCAUGUUUGUGUAAGCACUUAAGUACGUACAUAAGAUGAAGUCUGUAUUUCCAUCACCAUAAUUCAGCCAUUGCUUAUCACUGUCGAGCUAGCAGUUAAACCAACUCCAUGUUAUCAGCAGCCACACACUAAGCGUGCUUACUGGAACAGUCAUAUCAAAUAUUUUGCUCUAAUAUUACCCCAUCCAGUAAUUCAUCACUCCCGUGUUGGUGACACUUGUUAUUAGACAAGUGUAAUUAUUUUUUAAUGGUUGGUGAAAAAUUCCCCCUUUGUUUUGUCUUGUGUUUGGUAGAGACAACUCUGUGUGCGGGAGUUAGCAUGAGCGAGAGAGAUGACUCUUUAUUUUUCUGUUAAGGAGACAAUGUGUGAUUGCGUAUGACUCAUGUCUUUGUUCAUUGUUUUAAUCACAGACUGCCUGUCUUGACUACACAGCUGGCUCGACACUCACAUAUCGGUUCUUCCAGCAAAGCUGCAGAUAUCCUCCCUGUUUGUCGCCGACAUACCACAUUUGUUACAACAAUUGCAGACAGUAGGUUCCUAAAGCGCCUACUUGCAGGGUGGCAAACAUUAAGGCCAGCAGUGUUUGACUUUGCAGCAAAAUAAAGUCAGCAGAAAUAAAACUCCAGGGUUAAAGUUCAGAUGGCUUGUUUUAAAUUGCAGAGACAUCAGUGGAGGGUGUUUCUCUUUCAUGCUGCUUAGUAUUUCUGUUGCAUCGUUAUACAGACUUUACUGCAUUUACUGUGUAACUGUCGUUUCUACUUACUUUUGUGGAUAAAUAUUUUAAACAUUAACCAGAACGUUGAGAUAAUAAAAUGUUGUCCAUCUAAAGACAUGUCUGUAUAAACAAACCAAUAAUA